AUGCUCGGCGGCGACUUGCAUUGGUUAUGGUCGCCUUAUGCGCUCUACAUGAACGUCGACUACAUCUAUGGCCUGCCCUCCUGGGAUAGCAAAGACGGAUUCCCUGCCGCGCAGUCGCUCAUGAACGUCGGCGAGAGCAUCAUCAAUCUCUUCUACAUCUACCUCGUUCACGUCAAGGCGACGCCUGCGGCUCUCGCUGUUGCGCCCGUCUACGGGCUCGUGACGGUAAUCAUGACUCUCUCCAAGACUAUCCUCUAUGUGCUCAAUGACUUCUGCUGUGGAUGGUGCAAAACCGGCCACAAUGACUGGUAUACCUUGAUCGUCUACUGGAUCCUACCCAACGGUCUCUGGAUACUCUUCCCCUCGAUCAUUGCCUAUAUCUUCAUCCAAGAGCUCUCCACGUCGCUUAAAGUCGCUGCUGGAGUACAAGGUGCGAACACUUCGAUCCGUUCCCAGUCCGACCCUUUGCUCUCUCUAUCACCUACCAGCUUGGUUGCGAGUGGUGGAGAGAGCGCAAGUGGAGACAAGUCAGAAAAGCCGUUAGAGUUGGGUCCUAAUCCGUAUCUGGUUGAUCAUUCGCAGCUCCCGAGCUGGGCACAGGACAACGCGUGGAUCGUCAAGGGCUACCGUCGCCCAGGAGGAGCACACCCAGAUCCAAGGCUAAGAAGCUUUGAUCAUGGAACAGUGUACAAGUGCUGGCGAAGUGUAUGGGCGUAUUGUCACAACGAGACCGCCCUCCCACCGGCUUCGAACCUGCUCACCCGCAUAUCCUCGCUCUUUACAACCUCCUUCUUAACAUCGACCAUCCCCACCGAGCCGCUCUCCAACCUCAUCGUCCGCCCACCCGACUCCAUCGACAUCUUCGGCUUCACGUGCUUCUUCAUCGCCUCGAUCAUCUGUCUCGCCUUCUCCGCCACCUACCACACCAUCCAAUGUCACUCCUUCCACAUCUCGAAACACUUCAACAAGCUCGACUACGUCGGCAUCGUCGUCAUGAUUGUCGGUUCCUUCCUCCCCGCUCUGCACUACGGAUUCUACUGCCACCCACACUUCCAACUCGCCUACUCCAUCGGUAUCUCGACGUUGGGUGGGUUGGCGAUGUAUACUGUUCUAGCGCCGAGAUAUGCCACGCCUGCAUAUCGGCCGUAUCGAACGGGCGUGUUUCUGGUUCUGGGUCUUUCGGCGGUGAUCCCGGUAGCACACGUGAUCGCGUUGUACGGUUACAGGACGAUCACGGAAACCAUGGGUCUGAGCUUCCUCAUCCUUUCAGGAGCACUUUACGUCGUAGGUGCUGGGCUGUACGCCGCAAGGAUACCGGAAAGAUUCGCACCGGGAAGAUUCGAUUUGUUGGGUGCAAGUCAUCAGAUCUUCCAUGUUUUGAUAUUGGCCGCUGCCAUCGCGCAUUAUGUCUCCAUCAGAAGGGCGUACGCCUUUUGGCACACCGUGGAGGCCACAGCAGGCGAAGUCGGGAGGUCCGGAGUGUGCGCUGCUUUGCAAGGAUGA
Messenger RNA from Pseudozyma hubeiensis SY62, 1503 nucleotides. Its product is annotated as adiponectin receptor protein 1. The coding region runs from base 1 to 1503 and encodes 500 amino acids. The transcript has 3 exons. Gene Ontology annotation, molecular function: signaling receptor activity. Gene Ontology annotation, cellular component: membrane. NCBI's taxonomy places the organism in Eukaryota, Fungi, Basidiomycota, Ustilaginomycetes, Ustilaginales, Ustilaginaceae. The record is from RefSeq and is a predicted model, not a curated record.